This is a messenger RNA of Solea solea (common sole), 3210 nucleotides long. RefSeq names its product prokineticin receptor 1a (gene prokr1a). The record is from RefSeq and is a predicted model, not a curated record. Gene Ontology annotation, biological process: neuropeptide signaling pathway. The transcript is spliced from 4 exons. Lineage: Eukaryota; Metazoa; Chordata; Actinopteri; Pleuronectiformes; Soleidae. Gene Ontology annotation, cellular component: membrane. The coding region runs from base 165 to 1271 and encodes 368 amino acids. Gene Ontology annotation, molecular function: neuropeptide receptor activity.
GUCCCAGCUCGCGCAGCUCUGCAAACCCUUGGCCUUCUCUCGAUGAGCUUCAUGGUGUCGUCACUGACAUGGUUUUCACUUCACAGCCUUGUCAGGGUUCAUUUGUGGAAUUUCUUGCCUUCUUAAUGGGGUUGGGACCAUCAGUCAGACUCAACUGUUAGAAAAUGGACGACUGGUCCAACAGCAGCUUGACAGAAUCCGGCUACGACUACGAGAUUCCUGUGGACGAGAUUCCAGACACCACGCGGGGGUGGGCCUUCUUUGCAGCCACUGUCGUCAUCGCGGUCGUCCUGGUAACCAUCAUGGUGGUCUGUGGAGUGGGAAACUGUGUGUUCAUCGUUAGCCUUGCUCGCUACAAGCAGCUGAGAAAGCUGAGUCAGCUGCUGGUGGCUAACCUGGCCGUGUCAGACGCGGCGGUGGCGCUGGUCUGCUGCCCGUUCCUGCUCGAUUAUUACGUGGUGAAGAAGUUGUCGUGGGACCACGGUCUUCUGCUCUGCGCCUCCACCAACUACCUGCGCACUGUCUCCCUCUACGUGUCCACCAACGCACUGCUGGCCAUCGCCGUGGACAGGUACAGGGUCAUCCUCCACCCUCUGAGAUCGCGGAUGAAGCAGCGGACAGCGUGCUACGUCGUCCUGACUGUUUGGAUCGUCCCCGUCUUCAUCUCCAUCCCUUCUGCUUACAUGACUUCUGAGACAAAGUACCCGCACGUGGAAGGACACGCCCACAAGACCUUCUGCGCUCAGAUCUGGCCCGUGGACCAGCAGGUUCUCUACCGCUCGUACUUCCUCCUCAUCUUUGCCUUGGAGUUUGUGGGCCCAGUGACCGUCAUGGCCGUCUGCUACACGUGCAUCUCCAAGGAGCUGUGGUUCAAAGAUGUUCCCGGUUUCCAGACGGAUCAGAUCCGGAAGAGGCUCCAGAGGCGUCGAAGGACAGUGGUAGUGCUGAUCCUGGUGCUGGUCGCCUAUGUUCUGUGUUGGGCACCAUACUACGGCUUUGCCCUGCUGCGGGACUUUUACCCCACACUCAUCUCCAGGGACAGGAACUCCCUGGUGGCCUUCUACAUAAUCGAGUGCAUCGCCAUGAGCAACGGGGUCAUUAACACCCUCUGCUUUGUGAGUGUCCGAAACUACAGCAAGCACCUGAAGAGGGCAGCCAAGUUCCCGCUGACGCUGGUGACGUUUGUGGCCACCAAGUCUGCAGAUGAAGGAGAGGCAAGGACAUCCUCCCUCAGAGUGACGGAGGAGGUGGAGGGCGGUCGGCUGAGGUAGAGCAGGUCUGGACGAACCGGCCAAGGUUCAGAGGAACUCACUUUAUUUCCACUCAAAACACAUGGAAGAACAGAGAUGCAUCUGAAGUGACGAUCUCACCCGGUCUUUAUCUCCACAGGAGUAGAGAAGAUCUACUACGUUUGAGUUACUCAACUCUUUACAGAUUUUGUUUCUGAAAUGGUCCCAGUUCUUGGCAAAGAGACGGAUAUGAGGAGUUACUUCUUGUAGAAACAUUUCAUCAGCUUCUCUUGUGUAGAGACACACAAACAUGGUAGAAACAUGCAGGGGAGUCAAUCCAUGAGCAACUGAGCAUCGUCAAUAUUUAUGCCACAUUUUGGAGUAAAGACACCAACAUGGAUACCUGUGCUAGCCAUGUGUGCAGAGCAAUAGCAGAAGAUCCUCAGGAUGAACCUGUAGCAGUCGUUAAAAUAGUCGUCUUGUGGACGUUGAGCGGUGUAACAGCACAGCAGUCAGCAGGUUCUCCACCAAAUGCUUGUUUAUAAAGGAAACUCCCACGUCGUCUUUCAUGGGGGAGUAGUAAAGUAAAAAGAGUGACUUUUUACCACUUAUCUUCUCACUACUUUAACUUCUUGAGGAUGAAUUCUACAUCAAACAAUAUUGUGUUUAUUAUUGUGAGAGAAGCAAUGCUAAUGUCUUUCUAUUCAAUAGAUAAUAAUAAGAGGGAUGUAAUGGAAUAAAAUAAAUUAAACCAAAUCCUAAGAACUAUAUACAGUUGUGUGCAAAAGUGUUUGCCCCCUAAACCUAAUAACUCGUUAGGCCGCCGUUUGCAGCAACAACUGCAAUCAAGCGUUUGCGAUAACUUGCAAUAAGUCUUUUACAACGCUGUGGAGGAAUUUUGGCCCACUCAUCUUUGCAGAAUUGUUGUCAUUCAGCCACAUAAGAGGGUUUUUGGGCAUUAACUGCCUUUUUAAGGUCAUGCCUCAGCAUGGUCAGCACUUUGACUAGGCCACUCCAAAGUCUUCAUUUUGUUUUUCUUUAGCCAUUCAGAAGUGGACUUGCUGGUGUGCUUCGGAUUAUUGUCCUGCUGCAGACCCCAAGUUCACUUCAGUCUGAGGUCACAAACAGAUGGCCGCACAUUCUCCUUCAGGAUUUUUUGGUAGACAGCAGAAUUCAUAGUUCCAUGUAUCACAGCAAGUCUUCCAGGUCAUGAAGCUGCAAAACAGCCCCACACCAUCACACCACCAGCACCAUAUUUGACUGUUGGUAUGAUGUUCUUUUUCUGAAAUGUGGUGUUACUUUUACGCCAGAUGUAGUGGGACACACACCUUCCAAAAAGUUCAACUUUUGUCUCGUCAGUCCACAGAAUAUUUUCCCAGAAGUCUUGGGGAUCAUCAAGAUGCUUUUUAUUUUUAAAAAUUGAGAUGAUUCUUCAAACCACCAAACAGUGGUUUGGUCUUGGAACUCUGCCAUGCAAGCCAUUUUUGCCCAGUCUCUUUCUUAUGGUGGAGUCAUGAACAUUGAGUGAGGCCUGCAGUUCUUUAGAUGUUGUUCUGGGUUCUUUUGUGACCUCUUAGAUGAGUCGUCGCUGCACUAUUGGGGUAAUUCUUGUCGGCUGGCCACUCAUGGGAAGGUUGCCCAUUGUUCCAUGUUUUCUCCAUUUGUGAAUAAUGGCCCUCACCAUGGUUCUCUGGAGUCCCAAAGCUUUAGAAAGGUCUUUGUAACCUUUUCCAGACCGAUAGAUGUUAAUUACUUUGUUUCUCAUUUGUUCCUGAAUUGCUUUAAAUCGCGGCAUGAUGUCUUCCUUUUUUGGGAUCUUUUGGCCGUCUUCACUUUGUCUGACAGGUUCUCUUGAUUCAAUAGGUCUGGCAGUAAUCAGGCCUGGGUGUGGCAAGUAAAAAAUGUGACUAACCUCAGUGACCUGAUGAUUUUACAAGGGGGGCAAUUACUUUUUCACAUGGGGCCAUGUAGGUUUGGAUAG